Messenger RNA from Lycium barbarum (goji berry), 1171 nucleotides. RefSeq lists its product as uncharacterized. Gene Ontology annotation, molecular function: hydrolase activity. The record is from RefSeq and is a predicted model, not a curated record. Lineage: Eukaryota; Viridiplantae; Streptophyta; Magnoliopsida; Solanales; Solanaceae. The transcript has 5 exons. The coding region runs from base 65 to 880 and encodes 271 amino acids.
UAUGUGUUGGGGCUAAAAUAAAUUAAUCCCUUGAAGCAUUGAACAAGUGAAGUUAGUGGAAGGGAUGAUACGGACUUGUUCUAGACUAUUCUCAAAUAGCCUUCUCAUUGUCAAACCUAAUACAACACUCUCCAAUCGUCUCUUUCAGGUUCGUGCAAUGGCCACUUCGCCCUUCAAAAAAGUCCAGAUUCAAAGAGAUGACACUACAUUUGAUGCAUAUGUAAUUGGAAAAGAUGAUGCCCCUGGAAUAGUUGUGCUUCAGGAGUGGUGGGGUGUUGAUUUUGAGAUAAAAAACCAUGCUGAGAAAAUUUCUCAAUUUGAUUCUGGCUAUAAGGCACUUAUCCCUGACUUGUAUCGUGGAAAAGUUGGGCUAGAUGUUGCAGAAGCACAACAUCUGAUGGAUGGUCUUGAUUGGCAAGGGGCUGUCAAAGAUAUUCAGGCUUCAGUUAAUUGGCUGAAGUCAAACGGUUCCAACAAGGUUGGUGUUACUGGAUACUGCAUGGGUGGUGCUCUUGCCAUUGCAAGUUCUGUUUUGGUCCCAGGGUUAGAUGCUGUUGUAGCCUUUUAUGGGGUUCCUUCACCAGAGCUUGCUGAUCCUGUUAAUGCUAAGGCACCUGUGCAGGCUCAUUUUGGUGAAGAUGAUGCUAUUGUUGGAUUUUCAGAUGUAAAGACUGCAAAAGCUCUAGAGGAAAAACUGAAGACAUCAGGAGUUCCACAUGAGGUUUACUUCUAUCCAAAGGCUGGACAUGCAUUCAUGAACAAGUCGCCGGAGGGUGUUGAUAGGAGGCAAAAGAUGGGGAUGCCUGAUGUAGAAGAUGCUGCUGUCGAGCAAGCUUGGUCCCGCUUCCGCUCAUGGAUGAGUCGCUUCUUGUCUGCUUAAGUUGCGUUGCUUGUUUUUAUUCUAUAUUAGGUUGUUGCAUGGUUACCAUAAUAAUUUGAUGUGUCUUGAUGAUCCGGGACGUUCCCUUGAAGCUUGCAUUUGGCCCUUGGAAUGUUCUGUAGAUUGGACAUACACGUGCUCGAUAGGGAUUUUAGAGUAUCCCAUAAUAGUGCACUUCGUUAAUGUCCAGGAAAAAAGUUUUGAGCACUGAAUAAAUAAGCUCAUUGUCCAUGUAGUCGGUCUGUAUUAUCAGUGUGUGCAGAGUAACUAUCACUAUCGAGCUUGCCACCA